Molecule: messenger RNA, 621 nt
Organism: Lindgomyces ingoldianus
Lineage: Eukaryota; Fungi; Ascomycota; Dothideomycetes; Pleosporales; Lindgomycetaceae
Exons: 5
Source: RefSeq, a predicted model, not a curated record
CUUCUAGUAAAUGGCACCGAGUCCGCGAAAUGGCAAUACGUUCGGGAUGUGGCAACUAUGGGCAGCAACCCAAACGAACUCUACAAACUCUGGCCACAGUACUCCGGAGAUGAAAUGUACCAACCCAGCAUUACCUGUGGUCGCAAAGCCAUCGAUUCUGCCAAUAAGACACAAACAGCGGACAUAAUCGCUGGUGACCAGGUUGGGUUUAGAGUGGCGAACAUCCCCAUUUUCCACGGUGGCCCGACUCAGAUCUACAUGUCGAAAGUCCCGGAAGGAAAGACACUCGCAGAUUACGCCGGUGAUGGAGAUUGGUUCAAGAUUGCAUCAGCUGGUGCGGCAAGCGAUACUGCGUGGAAGCUUGCUAGCAUUACAAUAAAGGAAUACAAUUUCACCAUCCCCAGAACUACUCCUCCAGGCAAGUAUUUGCUGAGAAUAGAGCAAAUGUGGCCUUUGCCAGGGCUUGGAAGUGCACAAUUUUAUGUCAAUUGUGCCCACGUCAACGUUAUGGGUCCAGGAGGGGCAGGAACUCCCACUGAAUUCGCGAAGUUUCCUGGGACUUAUGAUCUCAUGGAUCCAGGUACGCAACCCUAUAUAUCUAACCUUCCUAUGGGCUGCUGA